AUGUCUUCAACCACCAAGCCCAAGAGAUUUUACUCGUCCAGCUUCUGGAAUGAAUACCUCACAACACAAAGAAACAAACUGCCUGUGCUUUCUGAUGUCGAUGAUGGUAUAUCUGGCUGCAUCGUGCGAUUUCUCGCUGGUAAUCCAGGAGACAUGCAACUUCAGGGUACCAACACCUACUUAGUUGGCACCGGAAAUACUAGAAUAUUAAUUGAUACUGGAGAGGGUCUUCCUCAAUGGGCUGUGAAUGUGACCAGGUAUCUUGAAGAUCAUGACAUAUCAAUAUCUCAUGUUCUUCUGACGCACUGGCACGGGGAUCAUACAGGAGGAGUUGCUGAUCUCCUUGUCCACGACCCAACUAUAGCAGUGCACAAGAACCAACCCGACAAAAAUCAACAAAACAUUACAAAUGGACAAAUUUUCCAAACUCAGGGUGCUACUAUACGGGCGGUACUAACGCCUGGACACACAGCGGAUCAUGCUUGUUUCCUACUGGAAGAAGAGAAUGCAUUGUUUACAGGAGACAACGUAUUAGGCCACGGAUACAGUGUAGCUGAAUGUUUGGGAGAGUACAUGGCGAGCCUUCGCUUGAUGGCAAGCUUAGGAUGUGCUGUUGGCUAUCCUGGCCAUGGAGAAGUAAUACGUGACCUACCACGUAAGAUGGCGAACUAUAUCGCUCAGAGAGAUUCUAGGGAGCGGCAGGUCUACGCAGAGUUGGUCAAACAAGCUUCUUCCGAUGUCCUAGGUUCUGGGAGCAAAAGCAGUGGCGGUAAAAGUAGCAGCAGCAGCAGUGGGAGCGACUGCGGUAGCGGCGAUGAUCAAAGCGGAAAUAGGAUGGGCCUAUCCACCUCUGAUAUAGGCCUUCGCUUAUAUGGGGAUGUCUCUAAGGAUACUGCCGCAUUCGAAUCGGCUUUGAAGCCUCUACUGAACCAGGUACUGUUCAUGUUGGCAGAAAACGGCAAGGUUGGCUCUAAAUUGGUAGGGUCAGAUAAGACUCGGCACUGGUUUGCAAGAGGUGCAAGCUAUUAG
Molecule: messenger RNA, 1029 nt
Organism: Trichoderma virens Gv29-8
Lineage: Eukaryota; Fungi; Ascomycota; Sordariomycetes; Hypocreales; Hypocreaceae
Exons: 2
Coding region: 1-1029 (342 amino acids)
Biological process (GO): secondary metabolite biosynthetic process
Source: RefSeq, a predicted model, not a curated record